AGGCCAUUGAUGCGUCUAAUUCUAACGCGCCCAAUUCACCGUCAUUUUAUUGUUUCCUAAAUACACAAUAAUAUUAACCACCGCUAACAAUGGUUUCCCACUCGCUUGCACUGCCGAUGAUCUGCUUCACCACGCUCUGGGGGCUGGUGGGGAUCGUUGCACCAUUCCUGGUGCCAAAAGGACCGAACCGGGGGGUCAUCAUCACAAGUCUGGUGCUCACAGCUGUCUGUUGCUAUUUGUUUUGGUUGAUAGCAAUUCUGGCCCAGACCAACCCUCUGUUUGGCCCUCAGCUGAAAAAUGAAACUAUAUGGUACUUACUUUACUUCUGGGAGUAAAGGAGCCAGGGCUACCAGGUAUUAAAUACCCGGAACUAUCUGUCGUCAUUCCGGUCUUGGUGUUCCAGAUGAAGCCCCUCCCCCUCAUCCUCAACAAAUCACCGCUCGGUACCAACAUCACUGUUACCGUCAUUCCCCUCACACUUCCCCUGAAGGUCCUCACAACGUUGUUGUGAAUAUUGCAGGAACGUCCCUAGUGUAGUGUUGGAAGUCACCAGCCAAGGUUGUGUAUAGGAUGUUAUUUUGUGAUGGUUUUACAUAAGGUCCAUUGUGUGUUGCUUAGCCUCUCAUGGUGGCCGUGUUCUGCGUAAAUAUUUUGAAACGUAUAGUCUGUUAUUUUUUUGCAGUUAUUUUGUUUACAUUUGUGCGAGCAUGUGGCUAUCAUCAGGGAACACUUUUUUUUAUUUAACUUUUAGUAUUUAUUCAGGCGCUCACAUGAGCUUGAGAUGUUCAUGCAGUCUGACUUACAGGAUGUGAAGUGUGUGUGUAUGCGUGUGUAUGUUGGUUCGUAUGCAUGUCUUUGUGUGUGUGUGUGUGUGUGUGUGUGUGUGUGUGUGUGUGUGUGUGUGUGUGUGUGUGUGUGUGUGUGUGUGUGUGUGUGUAGGUAAUAUAUUACUAAAUGGGUAUGUGUGUGUCUGUGUGUUUAUGAGGUGCAUGGGAAGCGGUAUCUGGUAAAUGUUUGGACCCAAGCCGUCAGAAUCUCGCGGAGCCGACAUUUCUCUUUCACCCCCAUCCACGUCAUGUUAUUUUUGGUCCCUGUUGCCAUGGAGAUCCUACUGACCCCCCCAGCUACUUGUCCCUACCCCUAAACCCAAUGUGUGCGGCCCAAAGUAAAAUUAGGAAAUCACUUUUGACCCAAACUUGGCUAUAGCUGUGAUGACAGGAUAGAGAGAUGCGAUUGAUAAUAACAAAUUAAGAAAAGUACCAAUGACAGUAAGGAUUUGGGUCCAAAUAAGGUCUGCAGAUAUUUAAUACGACAGGGAACACACAGGAGGAGAUUUUCCUGCUUUAGAAGACCUCUAUGUCGGUUACACCAGUGACUGGGAGUUAACAUCAGACAUCUGACCAUCCCCAACCUGGAGUCUGUAAAUGGUAAAAUAAAUCCACCAGAUGCACUCGGCAUAAGUGCAUUUGGUGGAUACAAUAGGCUAAUGCCUCUGUAUCGUGCCAGGGAUAAAUUUCCUCUAGCAACCGGUACGCUAUAUUUAGCUUAAUGCUUGGUAGCUGACUCUGUGUUAGCUAGCACCCUCCAUAUCCCAGGAUUGUUAUGCAUGUUAAAUCCCUUGAACGUAGGCAGCCAUGGAGUUUCAACUCCCCCAACAUCUGCCCACGAGCAUCACAGCCCCUCCACCCCCCACCCACACACUCCCACCACCACCACUACUUACCACCCACCUGCUCCUCUCUAAAACCACCUUUGCUUCAGCCAAAAAUAAUCUUAAAAUCAAUAUAUACAGCUACUUCUUAGAAAGACCAAAUUGUGUUCUAUCUUUUCCGUUAAUUUCUGUUGGCCCGUAGUUGUGUUGGUGACAUUUUGUCCCAGAGGGAUUGCCCGCGCCUCCCCUACCCUUCUCCUCUGUUCUCCUCCGACCAUGGAGUGACCAUGACAAG
Messenger RNA from Gadus chalcogrammus (walleye pollock), 1946 nucleotides. RefSeq names its product ATPase H+ transporting V0 subunit e2 (gene atp6v0e2). The record is from RefSeq and is a predicted model, not a curated record. The transcript has 4 exons. Gene Ontology annotation, molecular function: proton-transporting ATPase activity, rotational mechanism. Gene Ontology annotation, biological process: proton transmembrane transport. Gene Ontology annotation, cellular component: proton-transporting V-type ATPase, V0 domain. Lineage: Eukaryota; Metazoa; Chordata; Actinopteri; Gadiformes; Gadidae. Bases 90 to 335 code for a protein of 81 amino acids.